This is a messenger RNA of Electrophorus electricus (electric eel), 1074 nucleotides long. RefSeq names its product alkB homolog 4, lysine demthylase (gene alkbh4). Gene Ontology annotation, cellular component: contractile ring; midbody. NCBI's taxonomy places the organism in Eukaryota, Metazoa, Chordata, Actinopteri, Gymnotiformes, Gymnotidae. Gene Ontology annotation, biological process: protein demethylation; actomyosin structure organization. Gene Ontology annotation, molecular function: oxidoreductase activity; demethylase activity; actin binding. The record is from RefSeq and is a predicted model, not a curated record.
UAUUAAACAGGUACACGAAGUUGCUUGAUGGCUGACAAACAGGGAAUAGUAAACUGUGGUUGUAAAGGAAUUAGAACUUGCUUGUUAUGCGAGGCAAGCAAUGAGAAACGACAUUUACUGAAUAAUAAACUCUUGGUACAUUAUGACUUUAGGUAUGACCCUGAGUCGAAACUAGCGGUGCCAGCUGAAGGCAGUGGUCAGCAGCCGUUCCCUUUCCCUGGUGUGUUUCUGUGGGAUAAUUUUGUCUCAGAGAGUGAGGAGAAACAGUUGGUUGCAAAAAUGGACCAAGAUGUCUGGAGAGCUUCCCAGUCUGGACGACAUAAACAGGACUAUGGACCCAAGGUAAACUUCAAAAAACGGCGUAUACACCUUGGGGGCUACAGUGGUCUCCCUGUUGUCAGCUAUAAACUGGUAGACAGGAUGACCAAGGAACCCUUGUUGGCUGGAUUUCGACCAGUGGAACAGUGCAACCUAGACUACAGUCCAGAGCGUGGGUCUGCAAUUGACCCUCACCUUGACGACAGCUGGCUGUGGGGAGAACGCCUGGUCACUCUCAACCUGCUAUCUGACACUGUUGUGACCAUGAGCUUGGAUGAGGGCUGGGCAGACAUGCACCACGGGGAGGUGAGGGUAGCUGUGAACUUGCCUCGGAGGUGUCUGCUCGCGAUGUAUGGGGAGGCGCGACAUCGGUGGAAACAUGCUAUUUACCGACAGGACGUUCACAGCAGGAGGGUGUGCAGCACUUUCAGAGAGCUGUCUGCCGAGUUUCUGGAGGGUGGGGAGGAAGAAAAGAUGGGCUCAGAGUUGUUGAAUAUAGCGUCGAGCUUCAGGGGUGUUCCUUUGUAAAAUGAGAUUUCUAGAGUUCACAUAUAACCCCAGCAGAGGUCUGUACAGCAUAAAACAAGUUGUAAUUGCUCGUUUUUAAAUGGCUUUAAAUCGUUUUCUUAAUGAACGCUGCCUGACUGGAUUUUAGGUGGAAAUGCUGCGCAGGAUUAUUUAUUUGUUGGUUUCUGAAAUGACUUGCUGGUUUAAUGUGAUGGUCAAAAUCUGUUUAAAAUAAAAAUCUAAAAUAUA